Messenger RNA from Neohortaea acidophila, 516 nucleotides. RefSeq names its product ribosomal biogenesis regulatory protein. NCBI's taxonomy places the organism in Eukaryota, Fungi, Ascomycota, Dothideomycetes, Mycosphaerellales, Teratosphaeriaceae. Gene Ontology annotation, molecular function: protein binding. Gene Ontology annotation, biological process: ribosomal large subunit export from nucleus; ribosomal large subunit biogenesis; ribosome biogenesis. Gene Ontology annotation, cellular component: nucleus; nucleolus; preribosome, large subunit precursor. The record is from RefSeq and is a predicted model, not a curated record. Bases 1 to 516 code for a protein of 171 amino acids. The transcript has a single exon.
AUGAGCACUCACGCCACCACCACCAUGGUGGAAGGAAAAGCACAGCCAUACACUUUCGACCUGGGUCACCUGCUCUGCAACGAUCCCAACCCGCUUGCUCCGCUGCCCGAAGAGAGCAAGGAAGCCGUUCUUGCAGCGACCGCCCGCGACUGUGCUCAAGCACUCAUCAACCAACUCCUCACCGUGUGCCCCAUCUCGCGUGCACCAGACGAUGGUAAUCUCCAACUGACGGUCCCGCCCCCGGACACUCAGCUGCCGCGCGAGAAGCCGGUGCCAAAGGAAAAGGAGAAGACCAGGUGGGCCAAGUUUGCGGAGAAGAAGGGCAUCAAGGCAAAGCGCAAGGAUGGCAAGCUGGUGUAUGAUGAAGCAAAGGGUGAUUGGGUGCCGAAGUAUGGGUACAAGGGGAAGAAGACGGACGCCGGUGACAAUUGGUUGGUCGAGGUUGACGAGAAGGCGGAGCGAGAGCGGAAUGAUGUGGCGGACGGAGCACGCAAGAAGGCGAAGAAGCAGCGGUGA